Messenger RNA from Salvia miltiorrhiza (redroot sage), 672 nucleotides. Its product is annotated as leucine-rich repeat extensin-like protein 4. Bases 1 to 672 code for a protein of 223 amino acids. The record is from RefSeq and is a predicted model, not a curated record. The transcript is spliced from 2 exons. Lineage: Eukaryota; Viridiplantae; Streptophyta; Magnoliopsida; Lamiales; Lamiaceae.
AUGACCUUUGGUCCUUCUCUAUAUCGAGUAUCCUGCUUUAAGAAUGAGGAAGACUCCGAGACUAAAGUCAAUGCAGAUCACAAUGCAAAUGAUAAUGAGAAUGAAGAAGAAGCUGACUCUGAUAAUGAUAUGAACGAAAAUGCUACAAACUAUGGAUCUCAUGGUGAUGCUAAUGCUGCUGCCGACGGCAUUGGAGUCGGCGGCGGCGGAAGUGUGUGGAUUGGGGGCGGAUUCAACCCUCCGACCUCCUCCUCCUCCGCGGCCUCAGUUCAGCGUCGCCUUCGCCGCCCUCCAGGCCUGGAAAGCCGCCAUUUCAGACGACGACUCUGCUCCUUCAAAGGCGUCUUCUGCUCCGAUUCCGUCGAUUUCAUGGGCAAUUCCGCCGGCCAAGUGGUGGCGGCGAUCGAUCUGAACCACACCAUUUUGCAAGGCACGCUGGUCAACCUCAACAGCAACCGCUUCAGCGGCAGCGUACCGCCGUCGUUCAGAGACCUCGCCUCGCUCACCGAAUUUGACCUCAGCAAAUCUCAUCUUUCUAGAUCUCAGUCCAGAUCUCAUCUUUCUAGAUCUCAGAUUCAACAGUUCUCCUGUCCGUUUCCGGAAGACCUAUUCGAGAAGAAACUCGAUGCCAUCUUCCUCAACAACAACCUCUUCUCCGGCGAGCUGCUGUAG